Molecule: messenger RNA, 2152 nt
Organism: Gadus chalcogrammus (walleye pollock)
Lineage: Eukaryota; Metazoa; Chordata; Actinopteri; Gadiformes; Gadidae
Product: diamine acetyltransferase 1-like
Exons: 6
Coding region: 197-709 (170 amino acids)
Molecular function (GO): N-acetyltransferase activity
Source: RefSeq, a predicted model, not a curated record
AGAGCGGCCACCACACAGCUGACUGAGACCCAACAGGGACACAUUGCUGCAUGCACUUCUCCCCGACAAACGCGUCAGGAUCCCCGGCUGCUAGUGGAGGGUAAGGCCCCUCGAAGCGAAUGAAGAAAUAUCUUUUGCUUCACUUCUUCAGAGGACUUCUCAGAAAAGGUAAAAAGAGUAAAAGAAGAAAACGGACAUGCUUAAACUACGGAAGGCUGAACCCCGGGAUGUGCCUGACAUAUUACGACUCAUAAAGGAACUGGCUAAAUAUGAAGAGAUGGAAGACCGAGUGUUGCUGACCGAGAAAGACCUUCUGGAGGAUGGAUUUGGUGAACACCCGUUUUACCAGUGCAUUCUGGCCGAAUGGCAGGAAGAACAAAGCAACGAAGAACCAAAGGUGAUCGGGUUCGCCAUGUACUACUUCACCUAUGAUCCCUGGACCGGCAAGCUCCUCUACCUCGAAGACUUCUUUGUUGUCGAGGAGUUCAGAGGAAAAGGCAUCGGUUCUGAGAUCUUGAAGCUCCUAAGUCAUUUGGCGAUGAAGACGCGCUGCGGCAGCAUGCACUUCAUCGUUGCCGAGGACAACCGCUCAUCCAUCGAGUUCUACAAGCGCCGCGGCGCUGAAGACCUGUCCAAGGAGGAGGGCUGGCGUCUGUUCCGCUUCGACAAGGACAGCAUCCUCAAGAUGGCGGCACCUGCGGAAGAGUGAGCUGGCCCCUCCCCCCCACCGGACUCCAGUACACAACGAGAAGGAGGAGGAAGAUGGGGAGGAGGAGGAGGAAGGGGUCAUCAUGGCAGGAGUCAUACCAGAGACAUGGACGUAGAGCUGGGGUCCCUGUGUCGUUUCCUAAGCUAGUUUGGUCGUAUGCGUCACGUAUUGACACAUGUUUACAGGAUACAAUUCUCAGGAAGCGUGGGUGAUUUGCAGAAGCUAUGCAUGAUUGACGGGCCGUGAGCUAGGCUCCAGCGGGCGUGGUGGUCAUGGUAACUAGUUCAAGGGGGGUUUGGGGGCCCAGACUCUCUAAUGCACAUGACUCUGUUGGAAGACUCAAGCCGGCCUUCCUCUCCGUUCGCACAGAGGUCAAAAUACUUAAACCGUAGUGUAGCCUCAAAAGGGCAUUAAUUAUCCCUAAAAUAUAUAUAUAUUUAGAUGUAGUGAGCUCUGCUUACCUCAGAUGUACCACUUAAUUUAGCGUUAGCCUUAUACUUUCCUUUUUAUAUAUUCCAUGUUUACAUUUUUUUGUUAACCCGUCAUGAUGGACAGAUUUUAUUACUUAUUCUUGAUUGUUGGAGCACAUUAGUUUUGUUAUGUGUAGUUUGCCAAUAAAGUUUAUUCUGAUAAGCCACAGAUGUUGUGUUCAUAAGCUCUCAUUCUCUGCUGUCGCUUUAUGUAUGUUUUUCAUGUUAAAUGAUGUCGGGAGCCAAUGAAAGCCAGUCUGUUUAAUCUUAUGCCUUGCCAGUCUGCAUUGUUAACUGGACAACAAGUAAUUGCUGGCAUCUGGACACUAUGGUGAUUGUAUAGUAAUAUAAUUGUGCAAUAUUGGGAAUUGCAAUGUGAACUAUGGAGGUUUACAUGUAAAACCCAACUAUGUUCAUGUUAGAAGAUGAGCUGGGGCCAUUGUACUUUCUGCCCACAUGAAGUAAGAGAAAACUUUGAAAGAAGCCUUUCACGUCAUGCUAAUAAGUUGUAGGAAACAAGAGGCGUUCAGUGCAAAUGGCACCACAACAGUUCUGUGUGGUCAUGUUCAUGAGUCAUUCUGCAGUGUAUUUACCCUUCAAAGGAUUGGACUUGACCCACUCAUGAGGAAAAGAAAACAACUGACCCACAUAGGUCGCUUCUUUACCUGUAUGGCGCACCCGCCCGGUACAAGUGAAAUGAAGCAAGAAAAAGCUCUGUGUACCUUUUUUAAAGGGGUGGUUUGAAGUAUGGUUUGUGUGUGUAUUGUUCUAAAUCUUGUCAAGAGCAACGUACAUAACACUGCCAGGGGCUCUUAUUGGAAUUGCAAUAUUCGCUCCCGGAGGACAAGCAUGGAUAGUUGGAAUGGCUAGUAAGACAGUGCUGGAUUGUUGCCCCUCUGCUCAUAGAAUUGUAUCGUCUCGUGGCUUUGGCAGACAUCUUUAUUGACAACUCAUUACAGAAACGAGCUUGUUU